Messenger RNA from Juglans microcarpa x Juglans regia, 579 nucleotides. RefSeq lists its product as uncharacterized. The coding region runs from base 1 to 579 and encodes 192 amino acids. The transcript has a single exon. NCBI's taxonomy places the organism in Eukaryota, Viridiplantae, Streptophyta, Magnoliopsida, Fagales, Juglandaceae. The record is from RefSeq and is a predicted model, not a curated record.
AUGGAAGAGUUAGAGGAAUUAUGGGAACAAAUGAAGUUGACGGAAGAGGAGAUGGAGACGAUAGAACUGAAUGAGGAGGAUGCAGAAGUGGUGAUUAAAAAAGGGGAAUUGUGUCUGGUGGGGAAAGUUUGUGUUGACAGAGUGAUUAGUAAGAGUGUAAUCAUGUCAAUUAUGUCAAAGAUUUGGUGCUUAAGUAAACCAACAGUGUUCCAGGUGGUGGGGAAGAAUUGUUUUGUGGUUGUUUUCAAUAAUCAUGCUGAUAAGCUAAAGGUAGAAGGGGGAAGGCCUUGGUUAUUUGAUAAUAAUCUGUUUAUUCUGAAGGCGUUUGAGGGUGAUUUGCACCCGGGAAAAAUCCUGUUUGAUUGUGAGUCAAUGUCGGUGCAACUUCAUAAUCUUCCACUUGCAAGAAUGAAUAGAGAUACUGGGGAAAGGAUUGGUAGGUCAAUUGGAAGGGUUUUAGAGGUGGAUGUAGACGAGAAAGAAAGUGGAUGGGGUCAGUUCCUUAGAGUGAAGGUGGAGAUUGAUCUGAAGAAGCCAUUAGCAAGAGGUAGAACAAUAUUUGUUAGCAGUUCAAGGUAG